Messenger RNA from Plectropomus leopardus (leopard coralgrouper), 3071 nucleotides. RefSeq names its product guanine nucleotide binding protein (G protein) alpha 12a (gene gna12a). Gene Ontology annotation, molecular function: G-protein beta/gamma-subunit complex binding; GTPase activity; guanyl nucleotide binding. Gene Ontology annotation, cellular component: heterotrimeric G-protein complex; cytoplasm; brush border membrane. The record is from RefSeq and is a predicted model, not a curated record. Gene Ontology annotation, biological process: adenylate cyclase-modulating G protein-coupled receptor signaling pathway; Rho protein signal transduction. Lineage: Eukaryota; Metazoa; Chordata; Actinopteri; Perciformes; Serranidae.
GUGGUUAGACAUUGUCAGUCUGAGUGUGUGUGUGUAUGUGUGUGUGUGUGUGUUCUUACUCUUGUUUUGGAUUGUCAUACAGACCUCUGAUCAACUUCAGAUGUGCUUUCAGGCCGGGACGGACUCAAACUUCUAACUUACUACAUGUUUUGAAGAUUUGCCGGCUUUGUUUCCUCUCUAACUGAAGUGAUUUUUGUGGAUGGCGCGGUCUAACCAAGAUGGACCCGGGUUGUCUGUCGGUUGGGGAAUAGAUAACGGCUUCACCCUGUGAAUCUAAAUGUAGACGUUAUUUAACUAUCCGCUGUACACUCAACAUUCACCAGUUUGAUGUAACCGGACUGGGUCAUUUCCACCCCAGAGGUCACAUCCUAUGAUGGACAUUUUCUCACUUAAGUUUCGGUGAACUUUUCCCACGACUCGCCAUGUCGGGAGUGGUCCGCACCCUGAGCCGCUGCCUGCUCCCGGCCGAGGCCAGCCGGGACCCGGGCAGCAGCAAGGAGGGGAGCCGGGAGAGGGACGCCGCGCAGGAGCGGGAGGCGCGGCGCAGGAGCCGGGAGAUAGACGCGAUGCUCGCCCGGGAGAGGAGAGCCGUCCGGCGGCUGGUGAAGAUCCUCCUGCUCGGGGCCGGGGAGAGCGGAAAGUCCACAUUCCUCAAACAGAUGCGCAUCAUUAACGGGCAGGAGUUUGAUAAAAAGGCACUUCUGGAUUUCCGGGACACAAUCUAUGAGAAUAUACUGAAGGGCAUGCGUGUGCUGGUGGACGCCCGGGACAAACUAGGCAUCAGCUGGCAGAGCUGCGAGAAUGAGAAGCAAGGCAUGCUGGUGAUGUCGUGGGAGGGACGUGUGGGCGGCUCGGGGGUCGAGCCAAGUGAGUUUCAGCUGUACGUGAUGGCACUGAGCGCGCUCUGGGCGGACACGGGCAUACAAGAGGCUUACGCACGACGCUCUGAGUUCCAACUGAGUGAGUCGGUGAAAUACUUCCUGGACAACUUGGAUCGUAUUGGUCAACUGAACUUUAUCCCAAACAAGCAGGACAUUUUGUUUGCGAGGAAGGCGACAAAGGGCAUCGUCGAGCACGAUUUUGUCAUCAAGAAGAUCCCUUUCAAGAUGGUGGACGUCGGAGGGCAGAGGUCCCAGAGGCAGAAGUGGUUUCAGUGUUUCGACGGGAUCACGUCGAUACUAUUCAUGGUUUCAUCGUCGGAGUACGAUCAGGUCUUGAUGGAGGAUCGAAGGACAAACCGUUUGGUGGAAAGCAUGAAUAUCUUUGAGACAAUCGUCAACAACAAGCUCUUCCUCAAUGUGUCCAUCAUCCUCUUCCUCAACAAAACAGACCUGCUGGUGGAAAAGAUUCGCACGGUCGACAUCCGCAAGAACUUUCCAGAGUUCAGAGGAGACCCAUGCAGGCUAGAGGAUGUACAGGCGUUCCUGGUGCAGUCGUUCAGCCGUAAGAGGAGAAACCGGGGAAAGCCGCUCUUCCACCACUUCACCACUGCGGUGGACACAGAAAACAUCCGUUUUGUCUUCCACGCCGUCAAGGACACCAUCUUGCAGGAAAACCUCAAAGAUAUCAUGCUGCAGUGACCUUCACGCUGCAGACGGCGGCUUUUUCUGACUCUAAACUGUGAAACGGGUGACGAAUCCAGGCCUGGAAGACCCUACAGCCCACAAACGCAUAUUAACACUGACCUGUGGAGCUGUUGGUUGAACCAAACAGAGUGGAUUUAACUGAACUCUGAACCUGUGGAGCCCAAAAAAGUGUCUCUGGACCCGCUGGCUCACAUUGGCUCCUGUGGAAACUGUGAGGGUCACAAAGGACUAGACCCUGCAUUUAACCUGCAUAAAUGUGUGUGUGCUAAAAAGACAGUCACCUUCUUGUAGCUCUCAAGUGUUCCCGCCUUCAUACACAGGUUAGUUUAAAGAAUAGUGAAAAGCACCAACUACAUGACAUGAGCACUGAAAGUGUUUUUUUUUUUUCUCAGAUGUAUAUGUAUAUAUAAAUAUAACUAAUGACAACUCCUGUCACUAAACCUAAAAGUCAGACUGCUGCUGGUGAGAUGUAGUCAAGCCGUGUGAGCAAGAAGCAGCAGAGGAACAGAGAGGGAAAAUUAAGGAAGACAGAAAGUUUAGAGCAAGCUGAAGAAUCCCUUGUCCUAAUGUCCACGUGAUGCAGGGAGAGGGGUGCGGGUUUGGGCUCAUUCUGGUCAUAUGCUGUGUUAUGUGAUAAGGUUGCACAAGUGUUCCUGUCAAUGAACUUUAACUAAGGGAAAGGAAGAGAUGAGUCUCCUCUCGUGUCUCUCUUUACCUCUCUUCCUCUGCUUGUGUUUGUGACUCCUGCCAUCAUACAAGAGACGAACAGCUGCAGAUAAAAAGUCUUAUCCCUCUCAGCCUAUGACUCUCCGCUACGGCACAACAGUCCAAUUGUUCUUCUCCGUCUCCAGCUGAAACAGUAGACGGCCAAAUUAGAGACUCUUCUUGGUUUAAAGACACACAGCUCCUGGAUGUGCAUGAAUUAUGGUUCGUCUCUAUCCCAAUGUCUUUCUUCCAUUUCCCACCAACGUCGCAGUAGAAGGACCACAAUAGUCUCGACUUAGCUUGAGUCGUAUAAUAAGAAUCCCCUUUACAAGAAGGCUUUGGUGUACGGUUACUCGUUCCUUUGUCUUGUAAACGUGAAAGGAACAGCAGAGGAUAACAGGGCUGAACUGUCAAUGAACCUUUUCCCGUGCUGCUGAGACAUUUUGGACUUGUGUAGCAGUCGGGGUGGGAAGUCUACCAAGAAGAUUGCCACAAAGCAAGUGAAAAAAAACAGAUUGAACCAAAAUAGCAGAUGAUAAUAAGGCUGCCCCCUAAGAGUCGAGGUUUUGAAGCGUCAGUGGGAGACCCCUCAGUUGACUGAGGAUGUUUCGGUCACCAGGUUUAGCUGCAGAGUGAGCACUCCUCACUUUCAGGAGGAAAGGAAAAUUCAGGCUGUGCUGGGCUGGGUUCCUCCAGCUCAAGGCAAAUUUAAGACUUUUUAAUACAACUCAGAAUGAAAUUUAAGACCAAUUUUACAACAACCAUAACUGAAUAAAAGAG